CUGAGAAGAAAUCCGAAAUUCGUCUUUCGUAGAAUGCCGACGAUUAAUGUUUACUGUGCAAUAGUUGUUUGAAAGUAACUGUCUCCAGCAUUAUACACAAAUGAUGGAUAUGGAAUUAGAAAAUAUCGUUGCUAACACCGUUUACCUUAAAGCCAGAGAAGGGGGAGGUGGUAAAAGGAAAGGGAAGAGCAAGAAAUGGCGAGAAAUGAUGAAAUUUCCUCACAUUAGUCUCACGGAGGACCUGCGGCGAACAAUAGAGCCAGAAUAUACUUCAAUAUGUGAAGAUCAACCAAUCGGUCAACGCUUGUUUCAACUUUUCUGUGAAACCCAAUCUGAACUUUCAAUUUGCCGUGAAUGUCUGGAACAGAUGAGAAACUAUGAAGAAACGUUGCUGGAAGAUCGAAGACAAGUCGCUCAAACUGUGUUCGACAAAUAUUUGAAAGAAAGGACCAGCAAUGGUGUUCUCCCACCUACCGUAACGAAUGAAAUGAUCGACGCGAUCGAGGAGCGAUUAAAAGCUCCACCAGAGUGCGACCAAGAAGAACUUAACCAGGAUUUAUUUUCCGAGUGUUCAAGCGCCAUUACAAACUACCUCAGCGGGCAACCCUUCAAAGAAUUUUGUGACAGCAUCUACUUUUCAAGGUUCCUUCAAUGGAAAUGGUUGGAAAGACAACCAGUGACCAAAAACACCUUCCGACAAUACAGAGUACUAGGCAAAGGAGGGUUUGGGGAGGUGUGUGCAUGCCAAGUUCGUAGCAGUGGAAAGAUGUACGCUUGUAAACGACUGGAAAAGAAAAGAAUAAAAAAACGAAAAGGAGAAGCAAUGGCUCUAAAUGAGAAGCAAAUAUUAGAAUCCGUCAACAGUAGAUUUGUGGUGAGUCUUGGGUAUGCAUAUGAAACCAAGGAUGCAUUGAACCUAGUGUUGACUAUAAUGAAUGGAGGAGACCUGAAGUUUCAUAUUCAUAACAUGGGAGCUCCUGGCUUCAGCAUACACAGGGCAAUAUUCUACUCUGCGGAAAUAACAUGUGGUUUGCAUGAUCUGCAUAAGCAACGUAUUGUAUACAGAGAUUUAAAGCCAGAAAAUAUUCUUCUUGAUGACCAUGGUCAUAUAAGAAUAUCGGACCUGGGGUUGGCGGUUCGAAUUCCAUCGGGCGAGAAAAUCAAGGGAAGGGUGGGCACUGUUGGUUAUAUGGCCCCAGAAGUAGUGCGAAACGAGCGAUACGAAAUGAGCCCCGACUGGUUUGGACUUGGGUGUAUUAUUUAUGAAAUGAUUGCCGGGCAAGCCCCGUUUCGUAAACGAAAGGAAAAAGUGAAGCGAGAGGAAGUAGACAGAAGGGUGAAGGAAGAUACCGAAAGUUACGAUGAUGAAAAGUUUACAGAGGAGGCGAAAAGUAUUUGUUCCAUGUUAUUAAAGAAGGAUGUAAAAGAUCGGCUCGGUUGUCGAAAUGGCAGUUGUGCAUCUGAUGUAAAAGCUCACCCUUUUUUUAAAAACAUCAACUUUAAAAGACUCGAAACUGGGAAAGCACCUUUUGGAAAUCCCCCUUUUGAUAAAGUCCCAUUCGAAUUAGAUCCUCAUGCAGUGUAUGCCAAAGAUGUUCUAGAUAUUGAACAAUUCUCAACAGUUAAAGGUGUAACCAUUGAUGGAAAAGAUAACGACUUUUACGCAAAGUUUUCAACAGGUUCAGUCUCAAUACCUUGGCAGAAUGAGAUGUGUGAAACUUCAGUCUAUAAAGACCUGAACGUGUUCAAUGCCGAUGGUUCUCCCACCCCAGAUUUAACCCCUUAUGAUCAACAAAGCAAUCCACCUAAGAAAGGUUUCUUCAGUCGUUUAUUUGGUCGACAGUCAUGCUGCAGCUCCGAUGCCGGGCAAUGACGACAAUUAUCAUUCUUAGAAACAACCCGAAGGUUCAAAGCCAACCAGGAGAGCAUCAAGGUGACCUCUCAUGAUGUCAUACGUUGUCCUGGCAACUACCGACGUUGCCACGGCAAGCUGUGAUGAUGUCAUCAUGUGUUCCGCAACCAGGGAUGAUGCCAUUCGUUGUCGCGGCAACCAGUGAUGAACUGCUUACACUAGGUGGCAUUGUUUGGCCAAAAAAUUUAGUGUUGCAGAUAGCUCCCUCUUGUGACCACCUCUUUCGCAUUACCAGUGUUAGGAGACUUACUGUGUGAUGUCAUAAUGAGCAGUGACGUAACAAAAGAGCAACAAUAGCAUUUCUUAUUUUCACUUCGCUUCACACACACUCACUCUUGCCUGCCUCCCGGUGUUCAUCUGAUCAAAUCGAACUCAGUGUUUAUUAUGACAUCAUAGUAAAUCGUUGUUCGGGAAUUCGAACGUAAUAAAGACACAUUGUUUCCAUUGUUAUUCAGGAUUGCGCUCGUUUUUAAGCCUCUUCUAUUUGAGAUCAUGUUUUACUAAGGUUGACUUUUUCAUUGUAAGGGGGAUGUAUAAUAACCGUUCCAACUUAAAGCUGAUUUUAUCAAAAUCUUAAUACACAAAGCACAACUUCAA
Messenger RNA from Ciona intestinalis (vase tunicate), 2509 nucleotides. NCBI's taxonomy places the organism in Eukaryota, Metazoa, Chordata, Ascidiacea, Phlebobranchia, Cionidae. The record is from RefSeq and is a predicted model, not a curated record.